Molecule: messenger RNA, 2495 nt
Organism: Rhopalosiphum maidis (corn leaf aphid)
Lineage: Eukaryota; Metazoa; Arthropoda; Insecta; Hemiptera; Aphididae
Product: zwei Ig domain protein zig-8-like
Exons: 6
Coding region: 584-1432 (282 amino acids)
Biological process (GO): synapse organization
Cellular component (GO): neuron projection membrane
Source: RefSeq, a predicted model, not a curated record
CUCCGUCGUGGCAAGCCGGUGCGCACGGUCCGGUAUGUUGUGCAUGUGAGCGAUUACGUUUUUUCGGCAUUCAUUUUUUUCCCGUUCCGUUGUUCCGUUCGUCGUCGUCGUUCCGUUUCGUUCGUUUAAUUCUAUUUAUUUAUUUGAUUUUGUUUUUUCGGCGUACGGCGCCGGCCGGCCAAUCAAUCGCGCGGCAAGCAGUCGCGUGCAUGCGUUUAACUCUUUCUUCGCCGCCGCGUGUGCUGUCGAACUCGAUACGGAAAAAACACACACACACAAAACGUCCGAUAAACGGUUUCGCGUACUGCGAACGAAGAUGAUCCGCGACGACUCGUGGCGUCGCCGGUACGGGGACAACGAUACCGCCGCGUCGAUCCGCCGGACCGUUUGACGAUCUCAGUAGAUCCGCGUGGAUACAGUGGUGGGUACGCGUGUGCGGUGCGGCAAUCGGUCGUGUGCUCAAAACAAAACAGAAACAAAAAAAUACUGCGCGAGAUAUCGACAAGACAACGGUGUUUACCGGACACAUCUCUGUCGACACGUUUCGUUUCGGUGACACUAUACUGUUCGGGGGCCGAACGAUAUGAUGGUGAACAUGUGCAAAAACACGAUGAUCGUCGGUGGAGCUAUGCUGUUGAUGCUGGCCACGGAUUUGGUAUCAGGAUCCAUUGAUCACAAAGUACCAGAUGAAACGAUUUCACCUUUAAUUGAAGCUACGUCCAUAAGGGGUCCUUAUUUUGACAAAGUCGCGUCAAAAAAUGUCACUGCGUUAGUCGGUCACACUGCCUAUUUGAACUGCAGAGUGAGAAAUCUAGGGAAUCGGACGGUAUCAUGGGUUCGACAUCGAGGCAUACACUUGCUAACCGUGGGCCGGUACACGUAUACAAGUGAUCAAAGAUUCCAAGCAAUACAUUCACCUCAGAACGAAGACUGGACACUACAAAUACGGUAUCCUCAAAUUAGAGAUAGUGGAUACUACGAAUGUCAAGUAGGCACAACGCCUCCAAUCGGACAUGCAAUGGUUUUAACGGUUGUAGAACCCAUAACAACAAUCAUUGGAGGUCCUGACAUGUUCAUCAAUAAGGGUAGUACUAUGAACUUAACGUGCAUCAUAAAACAUAGUCCAGAACCACCACCACUGAUUUACUGGACACAUGACUCAAAAGAAAUAAAUUACGACUCGGCCAGAGGCGGGGUGAGUGUGAUCACCGAGAAAGGCGAAGUAACCACUAGUUAUUUGCUCGUACAGAGAGCGACCGGCACGGAUUCGGGAAAAUACACGUGUCAUCCAAGUAACGCAAAUCCUCACACCGUCGUUGUACACGUUCUUAACGGAGAGCAUCCGGCGGCUAUGCAAAAAGGUUCAAAGCUCAGUUUGAAAUCUUCACUAUCAUUCCUCAGCGUCGGUUUGGUGUUAUUUAUUAGCACGUGAUUUAAAAAUUGUAAAAUAUUAUUAAUAAAUUAUAAACUGUACAAUACUAAAGACAUAAACUAAAACUUAUAAGUUGUACAAUUAUAUUAUGUAAUAUUACAUUAUAAUAUAUAAUCAUACCUUUAUGAUUUUCAGUUAUGGAAUGACUGUAUACUCAAAGCGUUGUUUAUAUUAUAAGACUACCUAUGUAGGUAUUUUAAAAGUACUCAAAUUAAAGGAAAAAAAACAAAUUCCAAAACUAUAGGUAUGAUAUUUUGUCCCCAAUAUUUUUUUUAACCAUUUUUUUUAGUUUCGUUUUUAAAAAUGUAAACCUGGUCUAUUUAUUCUAUUUUAUAUGGAAAUUCUUUUAAAGAUAAAAAUAAUUGUACACUUUAAACAGUAUUUUGUCUUCCAACAGUGAUAGUUAUUUUUAACUAAUUGGCACAGUGAUGCUAAAUACCAUUGAGUAUUAAUGUAUUAUUGACCCAAAGAAAAAAAAAUCAUUAUCAAUGAAAUCCAUAUUUCAAAUGUAUCUUAUUAUAUUAUAUAAAUAGUUAAUAAUUUAAUGUAAAAAAAAAUAUCAAAAUUGGUUCUUAAACAAAUAAACAAAAAAAAAAUAAGUGUCUUGUCGAUGUCUGUGGCUUUAAUUAAAUACAUACCUUGCGGCACCACAUUCAUUCUGUUUUUGAAUACUGUUUUUUAUACAUUUUCCUCAUUAAUGUAAAUAUGAUUAUUUUUAAAUCAUAAUAUUGUUAAUAUUAUAAAUUUAUAACUGUAGGUAAAUAAUAUUAAAACGCCUUAAAUUUAGUUGGUGGCCAGAGACGAGGUCACAAACACACAAGUACCUAAAUUCAUUUUUGGUAACUCUAUUACUAAAAUACUUAAUUAGUUCUGAUCUAUUAUUAUUAUUAUUAUUACAAAGCAAUUUGAGAAUCUGUAUAAAAACAAAUUAAAAUUAAUAGAUUUAUCCAUUAUUAACGUGGUUUUAUACAACUUCAAUAAGUUUAAUGAAUAAAAAUUGUAUUAAAACUGCUUUAAAUAAUAUAACUGAAAACGAUAUAAUAAUAGAUUUUAUAUUCAAAUA